Molecule: messenger RNA, 2001 nt
Organism: Trypanosoma theileri
Lineage: Eukaryota; Euglenozoa; Kinetoplastea; Trypanosomatida; Trypanosomatidae
Product: putative beta-galactosidase
Exons: 1
Coding region: 1-2001 (666 amino acids)
Biological process (GO): carbohydrate metabolic process
Cellular component (GO): vacuole
Molecular function (GO): beta-galactosidase activity
Source: RefSeq, a predicted model, not a curated record
AUGUCUGCGAAGCUAUUGUCGAUGCGCUCUCUUGUGUUGGCAUUCGCAUUGCUUUGCAUUGUGUCUGCGAGGGGUGAUGCAGUGCGUAAUUUCUCCAUCAGCGAAGACGGGUCAACGUUUCUCCGUGACGGCACACCGUUUCAGGUGAUAAGCGGUGGGUUCCACUAUUUCCGUGCUCUUGCCGCGGAGUGGCCACAGCGCUUUGACACCAUUGCUGCAUCUGGCGUGAAUACUGUCGAGACGUACGUGGCGUGGAACUUUCACUGCCCAGAUGACCCGGACUCCUGUGAUUUUACAGGUGACCGGGAUCUUUUUAAAUACCUGAAGCUGGCACAGGAGAGGGGUCUGCUUGUGAUUCUGCGCGUUGGUCCGUUUAUUUGUGCUGAGUGGGACUUUGGUGGUCUGCCAUGGUGGCUUCUCAAGGGCGAGGAUGAUGUGGACGUGCGCACGAGGAAUCCUGCAUUUAUGGCGGCGGUGCAGAAGUGGUUCGACAUCCUUCUGCCAAAGGUUGUGCCAUAUUUGUAUGAGAACGGCGGUCCGAUAGUGAUGGUGCAGGUGGAAAAUGAAUACGGCAUGUCUGGUUUGGGCGACAAGGCGUAUCUGGAAAAGAUGCGUGACAUGAUGCGUGCCGCUCUUGGGCCGAAUAUCAUUCAUUUUUCAGUGGAUGGGAAUGAGACAGGCUUUUUGAAUCGAUCAGCUAUUCCUGGUGUAUAUCAGACGGUAGAUUUCUACAACAAUGAAAGGGAUGCCUCGGGUGCAUGGAAAGUGCAGCACCAAUUCGAAUCUCUGACAGGGAUCAAGGGACCAAACAUGAACAGUGAAUUCUACGUUGGAUGGAUCUCAUACUGGGGAACGAAGGGGCUCUUUGCACGUGACCCCGUGGCGGUGAUGUUAAACACAUUGAAAAUGUUAAAGAGCAGUAAAACUCCGGUGAACAUGAAUAUGUACCAGCAGUUUGGUGGUACGAACUUUGGUUUUUGGAGUGGAAGCAAUGAAGUUGGAUUUGUACCGACGAGCUACGACUACGGCGCACCGAUUAACCAGAGUGGACAUCCUACACCAAUGUUCACUGCGCUUCGCGAUGUGUUUGCCAUAUUUGUACCUAAUCCUUCGCUGGAGUCGAGUAUCCCGCAGCCACCUCCACUAGCGGAGUACGGAACAGUGACGUUGAAUGAGUAUGCGCCUCUUGCAGGUGAGGAGAAUUUGAAGCUGGUUGCAAAGGAAGUGAUCGAGCGCGAAUCUUCCCAACCACCGUCGAUGGAGGAUGUUGGCCUGGGGUACGGGUAUAUUGCGUACCGGUUUUCUGUGAACAAAACGGUGCGUGAGAUCAGCCUGCGACCACGCGACUACGCUUUCAUUUACAUGGAUGACACGUACGAGGGAAGGAUACAUAAUUCGUCACUGACUCUCACGCUUACCACUCCACGAAACAUCAGUACAGUAACGGUUGUGGUGGAGAAUAUGGGGAGAAUGAACUACUGGUGGAAGCAACCAAGCGGUGUGCGGAAAGGACUUCUUUCAGCACCUAAUAUCACUUGUGGUGAAGAGGGGAAUACUCAGAUGAUGAAACCGUCGUCGUACACCAUCUAUACUCUACCAAUGACGCGCGACCUUAUUUCUAACGCGAAUUGGAGACCGAUUCCGGAGACAAACAGUCAGGGGAGCGUCAACCCGAUUUCACUGCAGCCCGGCACAUUCUACCGUGGGUCCCUGAUCAUCACAGGGGGUCUGAGAGGAGGAACGAUGUUGGACAUGAGGGAGUUUGGAAAGGGAUUUGUAAUUGUUAACGGUUUUAAUCUUGGCCGCUUCUGGUCUGAAGUAGGUCCUCAGUACUCACUGUAUUGUCCGGAGUCCAUCCUAAAGGUGGAUGCGCCGAAUGAAGUGAUUGUGUUUGAACAGAGUCUGUCCUUUUCGGAAAAGCGAAAACCACCGAUGGUACACUUCACGAACGUGAACCAUGAUGUGUUCGACGUUGAAGAAUUCAAAAUCCAACCAAUGUAA